AUGAAGCUCUCCAUCAUCGCCCUUGGCAUCUUCGCCAGUGCCGUCUAUGCUGAUUCAUCGACAGGGCCCUCCCAGCAGGAGAUUUACGAGUGGAAUUCCUGCAUGAGCACCUUACUCAGUGGAUUCGGCGCUGGCCGGACCGGAAGUAGUGCCGGGUGCACUUUGUGGACUUGCCUUGAGACCGUUGCUAACAAGUAUGACCGUGGGGGUACGCUUGCAGUCGUUGGGGGUGUUGUCGACAAGGCUUGUCUGGUUGGCAACCUUAUUCCGAACCCCCUCUGA
Penicillium verhagenii is the source of this 282-nucleotide messenger RNA. RefSeq lists its product as uncharacterized. The transcript has 2 exons. Bases 1 to 282 code for a protein of 93 amino acids. Lineage: Eukaryota; Fungi; Ascomycota; Eurotiomycetes; Eurotiales; Aspergillaceae. The record is from RefSeq and is a predicted model, not a curated record.